Molecule: messenger RNA, 2262 nt
Organism: Orbilia oligospora ATCC 24927
Lineage: Eukaryota; Fungi; Ascomycota; Orbiliomycetes; Orbiliales; Orbiliaceae
Exons: 5
Coding region: 1-2262 (753 amino acids)
Biological process (GO): double-strand break repair via nonhomologous end joining; nucleotide-excision repair, DNA gap filling; DNA recombination
Cellular component (GO): DNA ligase IV complex
Molecular function (GO): ATP binding; DNA binding; DNA ligase (ATP) activity
Source: RefSeq, a predicted model, not a curated record
AUGCCUUUCCUUUUCUCCCAUGUCUGCGACCUUCUAUCCACACUCGAGUCCCUUUACAACCCCUCCAACCCCACCAAUGCCAACGAACUCCCAUUUCAGUAUAAAAUCCACAUAAACUCAUGGCUCACAUACUUCCGGUCCGACUUACCACCUGAACUCUGGCUACCUUUGUUCUCGUUGUUAUGGCCAGAGGGGCGGCCGGAUCGAGUGUAUGGCUUCAAAGAGGAUGGGUUGAUCACUGCUAUUUCGGCGGCAAUGUGCUUCGGCAGGGGAAGAAUUGAGGAGUUGAAAGAGUGGAGAGUCGGUGGGAGGGGGGAUAUUCGUCAUAGAGAUCUUGGGGAGUGUGUGGAGAGGGUGUUCGCUCUGAGUGAAAACGUGAUAUUACCGUCUAAUGCCGUUACGAUUACCGAAAUCGAAGAAGUUCUUAAUGAACUAGCCUCCCACUGCCGGUUUUCCAGUUCAGACAUCCGUGGCUCUGAGAAUUCGAGAGGGAAGCCGCUUCUUACUACCAACAAGAAUGGUACUCCGAUUCGCCAAUUCCUUCUCGGAAGGAUCUAUAUGCGUCUUUCUAGCCGUGAUGCGAAGUGGUUUACUCGUAUAAUAUUGAAAUCAUUGUUGCCCGUGACUCUAGAACCGGAUAACUUGUUUCGUGAAUUCCACUUUCUAUUACCAGAAAUAUGGAGGAUAAGGGGUCAACUAGAGUCCGCAUUAUCCGUGCUAGGGAGCAAGACCUUUAGGUUGUUCCCCUGUGCACCUAGUCCCGACGACGAGGAAGAGCUGAGGGAGGCAGCGGAGAGGUUGUUGUUACCGGAGAUGGGAGUUAAAGUUGGACGACCGGUUUUUAUGAAGGCACUGAGUUGUGAGAGAGUGAUAAGGAUGGCGGGAAGAAAGACAUGGGCUUUGGAGAGGAAGUACGAUGGUGAUCUGACAAGGGAUAAACACGACUGGUUGAAAAUAUACAGCAAAUCCGGCCGGGACUCGACGCAAGACCGUAUCGGUUGUCACGAAAUAAUUCGCAAAUGCCUUCACCUUGACGACUCCACGAAAAGGAAAAUAAAACAACGGUGUAUCCUAGAAGCUGAGUUUUUGGUAUACUCCGAUACCGAAGAUAAGAUUGCAAGCUUUCAUAGUAUACGCAAUCAUGUCAUGCGGUCUGGAACAUACGUUGGGACGAGUUUGUCCGUGGUACAUAAACACCAGUCCACAGAGCAUAUCAUGCUAAAGUUCUUUGAUUGCAUUCUAUUAGAUGAUAUUUGCACACCAGCAAAUACGUAUUCUGCGCGAAGAUAUCAUUUGGAGUCGUUGAUUCAUCGGAUAGAGAAUAAAGCGGAGCUAGUGACCAGAAAGCUCAUAGAUUUCUCUAGACCGGAUGCUCGUGAUACUUUCUUUGAAACCUUUGCGGAGGGGAUCGGGUUGAAGUGGGAGGGCUUUGUGAUGAAACCCGUUGAGGGACGAUAUGUUGGUUGGGGUGUAGGGACUGGAAAUUACUGGGUCAAGCUUAAGAGGGACUAUAUUCCGGGGUUUGGAGACAGCGCAGAUUUCGUGGUGGUUGGAGGCCGAUGUGGUGGGAAGAGGGGGGUUGAGAGAGGAUUAAACCCCGCUGACGCCAAUACGUUUUAUGCCGCUUGCCUGACUAACAAGCAGGAAGUGGUGACGUCGGCCGCAAAACCCAUUUUCAAAGUUGUCUUUACGGUUUCCUACAAUCUCACACAAGCGGAUCUCACGUUCCUUAGAUCACACAGAUACUUCCAUGGAGUCGGGUACUCUAAGAACCCUGACACGACGUAUGAAGUCCUACCUUUGGAAAGUCACUUCCCUGAACCGGAUUUUUUGUUCAAUUCGCCGCUCGUGUUAGAAUGCUUUGGCGCCGGGUUUGAUAAGGCCGCGUUCUCGGAUUAUUGGACUCUACGCUGGCCUAGAGUCCAGAAGAUACAUAAAGAAAGAGAAUUUACAGAAGCUGUGACGUUUGAGGAAUUGCAGGUUAUGGGGGAGAAAGCGAGUACGGUGUCGGAUGAUUGUAUGGAUGAGAUCAAGGAGUGGGAGGAGAAGCUUAAGGCGUCAGCUGAGAGAAGACGGCGGCUCAGACCUUUUGGCACAGAGCAACCUAAGGGGAUGCUGGCCAAACCGGUCUGGGAAGCCGAUUCUCAGACGACGAAGAAGUUGGCGGCUGUGAGACAGUGGACUCCUGUGGUUGAUUCUCAACCUUCGUUUCGGGCAUCACAAGUUACGACACAGACGGAGUCGCAACCGUCGCAAAAGUGA